This is a messenger RNA of Athene cunicularia (burrowing owl), 2553 nucleotides long. It is a transcript of the gene ZRANB1, whose product is annotated as zinc finger RANBP2-type containing 1. The record is from RefSeq and is a predicted model, not a curated record. Gene Ontology annotation, cellular component: cytoplasm; nucleus. Gene Ontology annotation, molecular function: cysteine-type deubiquitinase activity; K63-linked polyubiquitin modification-dependent protein binding. The transcript has 11 exons. Gene Ontology annotation, biological process: positive regulation of Wnt signaling pathway; cell migration; protein deubiquitination involved in ubiquitin-dependent protein catabolic process. The coding region runs from base 419 to 2545 and encodes 708 amino acids. Lineage: Eukaryota; Metazoa; Chordata; Aves; Strigiformes; Strigidae.
AGGUGAUGGGAGCUACUUGCGUGUAGCUGUGAAUUCUGGCGAGCAGAACUUCCAUGAUGUUGCCUGUAGUACGGUAUCACGUAUUGUCGAUACUUUAUCAGAAAUAAAGUACAGCGUGGGAAGUAUUUCGAAACCGAGCUUGUUUUUGUGAACUGAAGUUUAAAAAGAAAUUUAGGAAAGUUCGAUCGACGAGAGAGGCAAACCGUGGUAAUCUACCGCUUCCAGCCACUUUCUGACUCUACCUUCGCAGUCCCCCACUGCGGCAGCUCCCUGCCAGGAUCAGGAAUAGUUAUCUGCUUAGUCUCAUCCUUCAUAUUUGGCAAUCUGAGGAAAAGGUCUGAGCCAGCAUGAAGACAGAAUCCCCUCUUCAAUAGAGAAAAACUUUCUGCCUGACGCAGUUCAUUUCAAGAAGUGCACGAUGACAGAGCGUGGAAUUAAAUGGGCUUGUGAGUAUUGUACAUAUGAAAAUUGGCCAUCUGCAAUCAAAUGUACCAUGUGUCGUGCUCAGAGACCUAGUGGAACAAUUAUCACAGAAGAUCCAUUUAAAAGUGGUUCAAGUGAUAUUGGUAGAGACUGGGAUCCUGCGAGCACUGAAGGAGGGAGUAGUCCUUUGAUAUGUCCGGAUUCUAGUGCAAGACCAAGAGUUAAAUCAUCUUACAGUAUGGAAAGUGCAAAUAAAUGGUCGUGCCACAUGUGCACGUACUUGAACUGGCCAAGAGCGAUCAGGUGUACUCAGUGCUUGUCUCAACGUAGGACCAGAAGUCCCACGGAGUCUCCUCAGUCUUCAGGUUCUGGUUCCAGACCAGUCCCUUUUUCUGUUGAUCCAUGUGAGGAAUAUAAUGACAGAAAUAAACUAAACACAAGGGCUCAGCACUGGACUUGUUCUGUUUGUACAUAUGAAAACUGGGCAAAGGCCAGGAAAUGUGUUGUUUGUGAUCAUCCCAGACCUAACAACAUAGAAGCAAUAGAACUGGCAGACACGGAAGAGGCUUCUUCAAUCAUAAACGAGCAAGACAGAGCUCGAUGGAGAGGAAGCUGUAGUAGUGGUAAUAGCCAAAGAAGAUCUCCACCCACAACCAAACGUGAAUCGGAUGUGAAAAUGGACUUCCAAAGAAUUGAAUUGGCUGGAGCUGUUGGCAGCAAGGAAGAACUUGAAGUUGACUUCAAAAAACUAAAGCAAAUAAAAAAUAGAAUGAAAAAGACUGACUGGCUGUUUCUAAAUGCUUGUGUUGGAGUUGUAGAAGGUGAUUUAGCUGCCGUUGAAGCUUACAAGUCAUCAGGAGGAGAUAUUGCCCGCCAGCUUACUGCAGAUGAAGUACGCCUGCUAAAUCGCCCUUCUGCUUUUGACGUUGGGUACACGCUUGUGCAUCUGGCGAUACGCUUUCAGAGACAAGACAUGCUAGCAAUUUUGCUUACGGAGGUAUCGCAGCAAGCAGCGAAGUGCAUUCCUGCCAUGGUGUGUCCAGAGGUCACAGAACAAAUUCGUCGUGAAAUCGCUGCAUCUCUUCAUCAGCGAAAGGGAGACUUUGCUUGCUAUUUUCUGACUGACCUUGUAACGUUUACGUUACCCGCAGAUAUUGAAGACUUACCGCCCACAGUCCAAGAAAAGUUAUUUGAUGAAGUACUUGAUAGAGAUGUUCAGAAAGAGCUAGAAGAGGAAUCUCCCAUUAUUAACUGGUCACUGGAACUGGGUACGCGCUUGGACAGCAGAUUAUACGCACUUUGGAAUCGGACUGCAGGGGACUGCCUGCUUGAUUCAGUACUACAAGCCACUUGGGGCAUUUACGACAAGGAUUCAGUGCUGCGGAAAGCUCUUCACGACAGUUUACAUGACUGCUCACAUUGGUUCUACACACGCUGGAAAGAGUGGGAAUCGUGGUAUUCCCAAAGCUUUGGUUUACAUUUCUCAUUGCGAGAGGAACAGUGGCAGGAAGACUGGGCAUUCAUACUCUCUCUUGCGAGUCAGCCUGGAGCGAGUUUGGAGCAGACACACAUUUUUGUACUUGCACAUAUUCUUAGAAGACCAAUUAUAGUUUAUGGAGUAAAAUAUUAUAAGAGUUUCCGAGGAGAAACAUUAGGAUAUACCCGCUUUCAAGGUGUGUAUUUGCCUUUGUUAUGGGAACAGAGUUUUUGUUGGAAAAGUCCUAUUGCUCUGGGCUACACGAGGGGCCAUUUCUCUGCUCUGGUUGCCAUGGAGAACGAUGGUUAUGGCAAUCGAGGUGCUGGUGCUAACCUGAACACUGAUGAUGAUGUUACUGUUACCUUUCUACCGUUGGUGGAUAGCGAGAGGAAACUAUUGCACAUUCACUUCCUUUCUGCUCAAGAGAUAGGUAAUGAGGAGCAGCAAGAAAAGCUGCUGCGGGAAUGGCUGGACUGCUGUGUGACAGAAGGAGGGGUUCUCGUGGCCAUGCAGAAAAGCUCUCGCCGGCGCAAUCAUCCGCUGGUCACCCAGAUGGUGGAGAAGUGGCUUGAUCGCUACCGACAGAUCCGCCCUUGUACGUCCCUUUCCGAUGGUGAGGAAGAUGAGGAUGAUGAUGAUGAAUGAAGGAAUUG